Molecule: messenger RNA, 3491 nt
Organism: Lepidothrix coronata (blue-crowned manakin)
Lineage: Eukaryota; Metazoa; Chordata; Aves; Passeriformes; Pipridae
Product: heme-binding protein 1-like
Exons: 5
Coding region: 2-808 (268 amino acids)
Source: RefSeq, a predicted model, not a curated record
CAUGGAGACGGGCGGGUGCCGCAUGGGCGGCGCGGGGCCCGCCGCGAUCACGCUGGAGGAGCUGGACGGGCUGGAGGAGAGCCCCGACUCGGCGUACCACAGCCACGGCAGCUCCCUGGAGGAGGAGGCGGCCGAGCGCAUGGACGACGAGGAGCAGGAGCGGCUGCUGAGCUACUGGCAGAGCGUGGGCAGGGGGCACCAGGUGGACGUGCCCCGCGACAUGGCAGAGCCAAUCCAGCAGCUGACCAGGAAUAACAACCCCCAGGAGAGACAGACCAUCCCCUUCACCCUGAUCCAGCGCAAGGAAAAGCUGGGAGACCUGCUCUAUGAAAAAAGGCAGUACGGGAAGGCCAAGUGGGCCUGCAUAAAAAUGAAGGAGAAACAGUACGAGCAGAGCAUCUGCCUGGGCUUCAUGAAGCUCAUGAGGUACAUCUGUGAGCAGAACUCCUCAGGGCUGUACCUGGGCAUCACCAUCCCCAUCGUGACCAUCGUGCACACCAACGAGUCGCAGUCGGCGAUGACCCCGGCGGUGACGGUCGCCUACUACCUGCCCGAGGUGCUGCAGGACGAGCCCCCACACCCCUUCGACUCGGACAUCAGCAUCGAGGAGUGGCCUUCCACCAUCGUCUACAGCAGGAGCUUCAGGGGCAUCACCAACGAAGACUCGAUCAUGAGAGAGAUCAGCGUGCUGGCAGCCAUCCUGGAGAGCCCCGAGCUGUGCCUGCAGGACACCUUCAUCAUCGCCGGCUACACCAACCCCGCCGCCGCCAACCGCCACAACGAGAUCUGGUUCCUGCAGCGGCCCUGACCCGCCCGUGCUGCCCUGAGCUGCCUGUGCUGCCCUGCUCCCCCAGGCACAGCUCCCAGCUCACCCACACACUAGGUGCCCGACCCAGAGAGUUCAGCGACGGGGCUUUGAGCCCCGGUAGGAGGCAAUCCCCCAGCUCAGUCACCACACCCAGGUCACCCCAACACAGUCCCCUGUGUCACCUUGGACAGUCUCUACACAAUUUUAAUGAGGGUUUUAGCACUUUAUAAGUUAGUUCACCUUAUCUUUUGUUUACAAGAUAAGGCAGGCAGAGACCUCUCCCCUCAUCCACUCGCUGGCAUCCCUAGACUGCUUGUGGCUUGGGAUGGUCCCUGGGGAGACCCUGGAGCUCCUGCUCUGGGCACCCGGUGCUGCACAAAGACCCCGCUGGGGCAGUCAGUGGGAACACACCAAACCCACCUCAACAUGCAGAAAAAGAAUGUCCAGGUCGUAGUUCCUGAAGGGAACUACCAGAUUUAGCCCCCUGGGACUGACCCAAGGAGUCAGAGUAGACCAGUGCUGACUGCUUUGGAUGUCCUCAUCCGUGACACAAAUCCUAAUGCUUACCUCACAAAGCACCCAACCAAAGGACUUUUAGUCUGGAGAAGAGACCAAAAAGGCACCACAGUCCUAAUGCUCAUUGAAGUUUUGAUAGCAAAGUUACAGGUUACCUUAAUCCCACACUCCCAGGAACCCCGUGACUGUCUCUGGCAUUCCUAAAUAGCCACUGGUUAUUUUUAACUCCAGUUUUCUGAACGCUUUUUUCUCACGACUUUGCUGGAUGCUAAAACACUGCAGCGAGGUAAUUAAUUUGUUCAGUCCUUCUGCCACACCAUUAAUGUAAUAACUGACACAAAUAUUCACAGAAUCACAUAAAAAUCCCAGCUAGAAGUGACCUCUGCAGAGAGAAGGGCCAGGCAGAGCUGGCUGCUCUGGGUCUCACACGCCUGGAGUUUGAGCAGCUCCAGGGAUGAGGAGUCCACAGCCCCUCUGGGCCCUGCUGCAGUUUGACCACCCUCACUGUGAGAAUUUUUUUCUUCCUAAUAUCCAGCUUGUGGUUUCUUUUGCCCUCCACCCCCAGGAUAAUCCUGCAGGCAGACAGCUGCCCGCCUGGCAGGAGGGCUGAGAGCAGCAUUCCCACUGUUUCACACAGCCCAAGGGCACCUACUGCACUUCAGAACUGGGGUAGCAAACAGUUUUGCUCUCAAAAAAUCCCUCCUGAAUGUCUCCCCCUACUGAUAUGAAGGCAGAGUUUAUGCUUAAUAGAAGUGUCUUUUUAUAUAAAAUUUAUGGAGUAUAUCACCAGCAUUAUUUAUUGGUUGCAGGAUUUGGGGUUUAAACAGAGCUUUGUGCUCUCUAAUCACAACCUACAGACCAGCAACCAGAGCCAGUGGCUGCUAACUCCCAGCAGAGUGACAAAAUAACUCCAGGCAUGGAUUUAUGGAGUACUUCUGGAAGAACCUGAAGCCUCCUGUUCCCACUGGCUUUAAGCUUAACCCAAAGCCUCUCCCUGAGCAGCAGGAUCAGAGUGCAGCUGGCCCUGGCUUAAGUGGGACCAAGGUACCCUCUGGUGCUUGCUGGGCAUGGAGAUUCCUUGGGACGCAGCAAGGAGAGGGGGAAAAUGGAAAAAGAAAAUAAAAAGAGAGAGAAAAGCCUUAGUUUUAACACAAACAAACCAACAGUCCUCGUGGGGAGGAAAAUCCCAGACCAACAAAAGUGCAAUGAAGGAUCUCAGCCUGGGAAAAGGAAAAUUAAAAAUGCCAGCCAGUAUUAAAUUAAAAGCUCUUAGCUAACAGAAAACAAUAAAAAGUUUUUAAAAAUUCAGUUGAAUAGAGGGCCCAGGGAGGAAGGUUUUGUCCUCAACACACCCCCCCCGCCAAGAUUUUUAAAAGAGCAAAUACAAAUAAUUUUUUUCCUUUGGCAAGAUUUUCUGCCAAAUUAAAGAGGUUUCUGCAAUCUGAUUGCUUUUGCCAGUUAGAGAAAUUAUCUUACUGCUUUGGCACAACAGAUGCUGAACAGUCCUUGGAAGCAGUGAAAUCCUCCCACCAUACAGCACCAGUUUGUACACAGUUCACAUUUCAAACCUCUGCUGCAGAAAGCCCUUGCUGUGUCUGGUGUCCCCUCCCAGGGCAGCCCAAGCCCUGCCGUGACUCGGCUCCUGGUCCUGCAAACAUCCCUGUCCCUGAGACAGGAGCAGUGUGUCUGUGUGCUGAUCUCCCACUGCAGCCAAGCCUCCCCCGCUGUUCCUGGCAGACUGUGAACUCCCACAUAGUAUUUAUUUAUUUUGACUCGUGUUAGAUGGCUUCUGCUGCUGAGAAAAAAACUACACCUCCCGUUUGAAGAUACACUUUAUGGCUGUGGAACGUGGAACAGGGCUGUAACUGGCCCUCCUGAGCACAGGGACCAAGAAUUCCAGCUUUUAACUGGCACACAACAAGGUUUAUUUAGUUGUUACACCAGUGAAUGCCAAGCAAACAGUACUAUGACUCCAAAUUCAAAACUUCAUGUCAAGAAUGAUCACCUGGGAACAGGUAUUUAAUUAUCCAUCCGUGGCUCUCCUUUGGAAGCCACUCGUGGAUUUUCAUUUUUAAUUUGAAGCUGUUAGAUUUCCACUGUCCAAAGGAGGUAAUAAAACAGCAUUCACCCCCAUUUUUGGAAGAUUAAACGAUGUAGCCUUAACAGA